This is a messenger RNA of Lizanozyma spartinae, 1377 nucleotides long. RefSeq lists its product as uncharacterized. Bases 1 to 1377 code for a protein of 458 amino acids. The record is from RefSeq and is a predicted model, not a curated record. NCBI's taxonomy places the organism in Eukaryota, Fungi, Ascomycota, Pichiomycetes, Serinales, Debaryomycetaceae. The transcript has a single exon.
AUGCAAAGAAAUCUAUUACUCUCGCUUUUAGCCACUUAUCUCAUGGGUACUGGAGUAUCCGCAUGGAGUAACUCUACAUAUCCUUCCUCGAGCUAUCAGGUGGCUCCAUCUUUCGUUUCCAGUUGGGGAAACUCCUCUGUUCCUGCUACCUCUGAACAAUUUACUUUAACUGGUGAGUCCCCAUCUGAUUUCACAGAUAUUAGUUUCACUGAAAAACAACCAACUGAAGUUACAAGUACUUUUACUGCCAUUGAAACCACCCUCAUUACUGUGACAUCUUGUUUGGACAAUAAGUGUACUGCUGUUCCAAUUACUACUGGUGUUGUUACAAUUACAAGUGAUAACACUGUUUACACAACUUACUGCCCAUUAACUUCUGAAACUACUACAGCCGCUUCUACUCCAUUGAUUUCUGAAGCUAGCAUUGUCACUUAUACCAACGUUGAUACAACUGUUGUAACUGUCACAUCUUGUUCUGACAAUAAGUGUACUGCUGUUCCAGUUACCACUGGUGUUGUUACAAUUACAAGUGAUAACACUGUUUACACAACUUACUGCCCAUUAACUUCUGAAACUACUACAGCCGCUUCUACUCCAUUGAUUUCUGAAGCUAGCAUUGUCACUUAUACCAACGUUGAUACAACUGUUGUAACUGUCACAUCUUGUUCUGACAAUAAGUGUACUGCUGUUCCAAUUACUACUGGUGUUGUUACAAUUACAAGUGAUAACACUGUUUACACAACUUACUGCCCAUUAACUUCUGAAACUACUUCCAUUACACCAGCAACUCAGGAAGUUGUCGAAUCCUCAUACACAAAUUACGAGACAGCAGUCUUGACUGUCACCUCAUGCAUUGACAACAAGUGCGAAUAUUACCCUAUUUCUAAGAGUGUUGUAAUCACUCCUCAAGAAACUACCUCCACCGCUGUUGUCGCUGUUACUAAUUGUAUCAACCAAGAUUGUCAAUACACAACUUUGACCACCGGUGUUACAACAGUUACCAAAGGUGAUAAAACUUACACUUCUUACACUCCAUUGAGCUCCCCUACUCCAGCAAUCACUUCAAGUGAAGCAGCAGUAGUUACUGAGUCUUAUGUUAUUCCUGCUUCCUCACCUGCUGAAGCUACUACAAUUCCUUCAAACGAAGCUCAAGUUUCUACUAAUACCUAUGUAGCGCCAGCUACUUCUGCCACCGAGACUCCACUUACAGUUUCAAGCUUUACAUAUGUGACUCCUUCAAUCGCUUCAGUUGCUUUAAAUCCAUCACCAUCAGCAGUUGUUCCACAAGUUUCAAGUCAAUACGAAGGUGGCGCUUCACCAAGAAUGGCUUUAUCUUUUGGUUCCAUUUUGAUAGCUAUGAUUUUGCAAUUUGUUUAA